Molecule: messenger RNA, 2038 nt
Organism: Zingiber officinale
Lineage: Eukaryota; Viridiplantae; Streptophyta; Magnoliopsida; Zingiberales; Zingiberaceae
Product: scarecrow-like protein 8
Exons: 1
Coding region: 121-1857 (578 amino acids)
Biological process (GO): regulation of DNA-templated transcription
Cellular component (GO): nucleus
Molecular function (GO): sequence-specific DNA binding; DNA-binding transcription factor activity
Source: RefSeq, a predicted model, not a curated record
GGCGAAUUCUCUGUUGCUUGCUUGCUUGCAACGAGCUCUGUCAUGUUGAUAUGAGCCCCUCUCUCUCUGGUUUCCAUUCCUCUUCUGUUUCUCUUCUGUGUGUCUUUUCUCUAGAGGAGCAUGGCGACUGGUUUUCCUGGCCGUGAACUUGGAUUUGGCCUGCAUGGGCCGCUGCCGGAGGCCGGGAGCGGCCGCCUGCUAAAGCGGCCGAUCUCGGAGAUGGAGAGGCUGCUGCUGCAGCAGCAGCAGCAGUUGCAGCAUGCGCUGUUCCUUCGGUCGGUGAAGCAGAGGAAGCUUCUCGGUUCCUCGGUUUCUUCGCAUCUCUCCGCGCCUGCGCCUCAAGAUCACAUUUUGGGAUCGUUGGCGUCUUUGGCUUCGUCGAAUUUGAUGGAUUCCGGGUUCCUUGGCCGACCGGAGAUGUCGUCGAUGGAGACGAGGCCCUCCGCCGCGCUCCGUGACGGGCUUCAGGAACUCGAGCGGCGGCUUUUGUUGGACGACGACGAGGAGGAGGAAUCGGUCAGCGCUUCCGCGUCCGCCGUUACAACAGAGGAGUGGAGCGAGGCGAUGCGGCAGAUCGUCGCUGCGCCGGUGUGUCUGCCGGCUGUGCAAGGGCCUAACCAUCUCUCGCCGUCGCCUACCGACUCAUCCUCCUCCACUGUGUCGUCCUCCGCCUCGAGCUCGCCUCCCUCGUCCUUUGCUGCUCCUGCAGGAGCUGCCUUGCGGCAGAUGCUUCUCGAUACCGCAGCCGCUAUUGCCGAUGGGAAACUCGAGACGGCCACCGGGAACCUUUCCGUCCUGAAGCGCGCUGCGAAUUACAGAGGCGACGCGGAGCAAAGGCUUACGGCCGUGAUGGUCACCGUGCUCUUCGCCCGGUUGAAUCCGGCGCCGCCGGCGGGGUCUUCUCCCCCACUCGCUGAAAUCAGUGGAGCAGAACACUUCGCAGCCUCGCAGAUGCUCUACGAGGCCUCUCCUUGCUUCAAGCUCGGUCUCACGGCCGCCAAUUUGGCGAUCUUGGAGGCCACCAAGGACCGCCCCAAAAUUCACAUCCUCGAUUUCGAGAUCGGUCACGGCGGCCAGUACGUCGCCCUUCUCCACGCCCUCGCCGAUCGCCACCGCCUCCGGCCCGCUGUGCGUACCCCUGCACUCCGGAUCACCGCCGUCGCCGACCCCACCUCUCCAAUCACCAACAACGAGACUGGCGGAACCAUUAGGGCCGUCGGUGACCGCAUCGAGAAGCUCGCCCAGCGCCACUGCCUCCACGUCCGCUUCGACGUCGUCCACCUCCGCGCGGCCGAGCUGGACGCCGCUUCGCUGGGCUGCGAACCCGACGAAACCCUAGCCGUCAAUCUGGCCUUCGCCCUCGCGCGAGUCCCUGACGAGAGCGUCUCCCCCGCCAACCCUCGCGAUGAGCUUCUCCGCCGCGUCCGCGCCCUCCGCCCGCGCGUGGUCACGCUGGUUGAGCAGGAGAUCAACACCAACACUGCCGCCUUCGCCGGCCGCUUCGCCGCCGCAUGCGCCCACUACGGCGCCUUCCUGGAGUCGCUGGCCGCCACCGCCAGCCUCGACAGCGGCGACCGGGCGCGCGUCGAGGCCGGCCUCGUGCGGCGCGCGGUGAACGCCGUGGCGAGGGAGGGCGGCGACCGGUUGGAGCGGUGCGAGGUGUUCGGCAAGUGGAGGGCGCGGAUGGGGAUGGCCGGAUUCGAGUCGGCCCAACUCGGCCCGGUAGCGGUCGACGCCGUCAAAACCCGGCUCGACGCUAUCCGACCGAACCCCGGUUUCACGGUCGAGGAAGCGCCGGGCCGGCUCGGAUUCGGGUGGAAGGGACGCGUGCUGACGGUGACCUCCACGUGGCGGUAGGCCAGGACGGAGAGAAUUAACCGAAUCAAUUAUGCGAGUUGGAAACGGACCCAACAGACCCAAAUUGUUGGCUAUGGAAUGUAAUGGAUAUUAAUGGAAGUAAGCUAUUUAUUGCUCCACAUUAUCUUUCUUAUUUAUUUAUAAUUAAAAUAAAUUGAAUGAAUUGUGGACGUUUCUUUUC